This is a messenger RNA of Xylaria bambusicola, 2880 nucleotides long. Its product is annotated as cytochrome P450. Gene Ontology annotation, molecular function: monooxygenase activity; oxidoreductase activity, acting on paired donors, with incorporation or reduction of molecular oxygen; iron ion binding. The transcript is spliced from 2 exons. The record is from RefSeq and is a predicted model, not a curated record. The coding region runs from base 716 to 2470 and encodes 584 amino acids. Lineage: Eukaryota; Fungi; Ascomycota; Sordariomycetes; Xylariales; Xylariaceae.
UCAUUGUUGCGUUUCUUUGAUCAAAGAAUCCCAGAAGUGAUCAUGUCAAGAAUCCAAGUGAAAGCCUGCUUAGCUUACAAGAUAUGAAGAAGAUGAGAAAAUUAUAAGCCUUCAUAUCGAUCUACGCUACUUCUCGUGUGGUUUUAUCGCGCACACACAUCCUAGCAUACUUCCUUCGCGCCGGCUCUUUGUCCUGGCCCCGGUCCUAGAGGGUCUGAAGGAGCUCUUCUCGUCUGCGAUAUAGACCCACGUCCCUAGAACAACCCCGCGAAGUUCAUAGCCACGAAUUUGGCCUUGCCACCCCUUUGCAUACAUUGACGCCUGCGCCAUGUUAGCUGAUGGCGGAAUCGGCGCCUAGGUGCAGCUUACACUACCCUGGACAUGGACACUUAGGUAUACGCCCACCCAAAACACCCCCGUCUCCCCCCGGAUACUAUUCUACGAGGGCAGGUGAGAAUACCAUUACCUCGAUGCUACUCAUUGACAGUACAUCACUGGUUUGAUGCAGAGUAAUUAAUCUAAUGCAAGGGGUAUGCCUUCAGGUACACUCAUGUCAUAAUUUCCAUAUUGAGCACCAGUGUAGGCAGCGAAAUUUCUCACCUUAACAAGUUCCUAUUCCCCAUGAGACCAUGACUGUGUAAUCGCUCUUGCGACAUAUCCAUAAUACUUGAGUCGCCACGAACGCUGUGUCAUUUACCCAUUGCCAUAAUUGAAAAUGGAGUCCCACUGUAAUAUCUGGUUAUCCCGGUACCUAUUCAGUAUUACUAUUGUAUUCAUGGCGGUGAUAUAUGCAACAAUACUGAGGCUGUACCCGCGACCGAUACCAGGAGUUCCUUAUAAUUUAUAUGCUACCAAGCGAAUCACAGGGGACCUGGUUGAGGUACAAGCAAGGCAGAAAGCUGUAGGAAGUAUUCGACCAUGGUUUCUUGAGCAAGCGCAAAGGCACGGGUCAGCAAUCGUUCAAAUCUUUCUUGGACCUUUUGCACCACCAGCAAUUCUUCUCUCCGACUACCGAGAGGUCUAUGAUAUCUUAACUUAUCGCGCAGCCGACUUUCAGCGUGGUAAGAAGGUGGAAGUGUUCAAGGGCAUCUUGCCCCAUGCGUACCCUUCUAUGGAGUCAUUUGAUCCCAAGUACAAGGAUGGCAGGGCUAUAAUGAAAGGUCUCAUGACCCCUUCUUUUUUACAGAGUGUUUCCGCGUCUCAAUUAUAUCGUGUGAAUGUUGAGCUUUUGGAAUUGUGGAGGCUAAAAUGCCACAUGAGCCGUGGUCGUCCUUUUGAUAUUGCCGAUGACAUCUUAACGUUUUCCUUUGACGCGAUUCUGAGUACUGCUACUGGUCCACCGGACAGUGGUGGAGAUCUGCAACACCAGAUGUCAAACUUGCAAUUGCAUGCCGAAAAGCUCACUUCGAUCACUAGAAAAAUGGCCUCUGUGGAUGAACCCAUUUCUUUCCCCGUUACCAGCCCAUCCCCUGUAAGGAAGGCAUUAUCGGUCGAAGAGGAAAGCUUGUGGAAAGGCUUUUACAUGCCAUCACCACGCCUUUAUCAUUGGUUCAACAACUUGCGCCCAGCUGUGCGAAAGUCAAGGCAGACCAUGCGGACUUUCAUAAGUGCACGAAUCGAAACGUCAGCUCUGAAUAUAAGAAAGGGGUACGAUCCUCAAUGUGCUCUUGAUUAUAUCCUACGAGGUCAGGUCCAUGAUGCUGAAAAGGUCGGGCGUUCCCCAGUAUUUGAGGACCCACGCAUUAGAGAUAGUAUAUAUGGAUAUAUUAUUGCCGGCCACGACACUUCUGCCGGUUCGUUGCUAUGGCUUCUGACACAACUAGUUGCGUAUCAGGCAGAGCAGAAAAGAGUUCGAGAGGACCUAUACAAUACAUAUUCGGCUGCUUGGGCAGAGAAUCGUUUGCCAACAGUAUCGGAACUUUCAAAGCCCGCCCCGUAUCUUAAUGCAUUCAUUGAGGAAGUUCUACGUGUCAACUGCCCCGUCGUAACUAUCAUGGUCAAUACACGAAGAGAUACAACAAUACUGGGCUAUCAAAUUCCUAAGCACACUGCUGUAUUCCUCAAUCUUACGGGAUCGUCUCUAUCCGAGCCGUCCGUUCCUGUGGAGGAAUCUUUACGAAGCCCGACUUCACGGUCUUGCGCAUCUAGGAGGGGAAACUGGGAUAAAGCUGACUCUACGAAAUUUUCUCCUAGUCGUUGGCUGCGCCAAACAUCAGACGGAAAACUUAUUUUUGAUCGCUCAAGUGGCCCAACCCUCUCAUUCAGCUCAGGAGAAAGAGGUUGCUGGGGUAGGAGCCUAGGAUAUUUGGAGCUCAGAAUUAUGCUGACUUUGCUACUUUGGACCUUUGAACUUCGCGAGAUACCGGAGUGCCUGAGAUCGGUGGAGACUUACGAUUCGUUGGUAACAGCACCAAAACACUGCUUCAUAAGGCUAUCUGAAAUAGUGCCAGGAAAGGGUCAGGCAGCUUGACACUAGACACAAAAAUCUAAGUAAUUACCAAACACGGUAAUUAUGUCGUGAAGUUAUCCCAUAAGCCGACAUAUAAUCAUGGUCUGCAUUUGUCUUGUAAUCCAAUAUUUAUACAGUUUGUGAAUAAUAGCUGGUCGUAGUAUACCUCCAAGAUCAAUAUGGCGUUGUAAAUGCGGUGUAUAGCUACAAGGCGCUUGUGGAGCUUCAUCUUCGUCUGUCCCUCACUUCUAUCUAGGUUAAUUGAAGCAUUUCUUGUUGGCCUCCAUUAUCCUAAGAGGUCAUACUGGGGAAUCACUAGUGCGGCACUCAAGGAUUCGGUGCUUACCGCCAAGGUAAAGACGAUACACUCAGAAUCCCAAUGGCUCUUGUGAUUUCCGCGGUCUGUAUCAGUAUGUCUCUGCAAAUUUGCU